CAGUGUUUGAUUGCACAUCUGUCAGAUUUUAGGCUAGUGACGUGUGGUAUAGCAGGAAACUGGAGUGUUUGGGACUAAAAUCGAUGAGACUUAGCUGUGGGCUGGAAGCAGAAGCAAGCAGGGGCACUGAUCUCUGCGAAGGGAGACAAUAUCACAAUAGGACCUAGGCUAGAAGAGAAAGCUCUCUCUCUCUCUGCCUGUCUGCACAGCUAGGAUAUUCAAACUCUCUCUCUGAGCAACGAGAGAGCCAAGACGAGCCUGCAUCUGGUAAUUAUCCCUUAACAAACUGAGGCGCUCAUUUACCAAUAAAACGAGGAACCUGAUGAAGAUCUGUAGACCGCAACAGACUGAUGUGUAUCUGAUUUAAACCGCAUUUCAAUAGUCAAUUUAGAGUAAAGAUUAAUGGGACACAACUAGAUAAAGAAGAGGAUGUUGUAGCCUGAAGACAUGAACGUCCAGUUGGGUUUGGAGACCGGUGAAGACAUCUCAGGCCAAGAGCUGAUGCACAAUCAAGGUAGGACUUUGCAUCCACCUGUACCAAGAUCCUCGUUGGUGUCCAGUAUGACCUCUGUAAUGGAUGGAAGCGACUACCACCGCUCAGAUCAUCAUCUGGCUGCAUCGUUGCACCCAGGGUUGGGAUUUGGGGGCGAUUCUCCUCCAGGAUCCGCAAACAGUUACACAACCUUGACCCCAUUGCAGCCCCUUCACGAAAAGUUCCAUCACCACCAGCAUCAUCAAUGUGUCCCAGUUGGAAAUGUCAUUGGAAGUUUUACUUUAAUGAGAGAAGACAGGGGACUCGGGCCCCCUAGUAACUUUUAUAGUCACUAUCCUAAAGAUAUAAGCAUGGGGCAAAGCCUUUCGUCUUUGCCAAGCCCCAACCUGACCUCCAUGCACGGUUAUGGUCAUCCUUCAGGACACUUGUCUAAUGAGAAGAUGGUAUCUGGCAAUGGUUUCGAUGCCCACCACAGUAUGUUUAGCAGGAUAGACCAGCACUUUUCAAGAGAAUUGUCCCCUCCUCCUUCCUCUGGAGUUGGGUCACCCAACAACAUGCACCAACAUCACUAUGUUCACCACAGGGCAGAUAUUAACUGUAGACAAAACCCCCCUAUGCCAACGCAAAACACUACCCUCUCAAGCCAGCUGGAAGAGAUUAAUACCAAAGAUGUUGCCCAAAGAAUUAUUGCAGAACUGAAAAGAUACAGCAUCCCACAAGCUAUUUUUGCAGAGAGGGUUCUGUGUAGGUCACAAGGGACUCUCUCUGACCUUCUAAGAAACCCUAAACCCUGGAGCAAGCUAAAAUCGGGAAGAGAGACCUUCAAGAGGAUGUGGCGGUGGCUUCAGGAGCCUGAAUUCCAGAGAAUGGCAGCUUUAAGGUUAGAAGCAUGCAAAAGGAAAGAGCAAGAGCAAAGCAAAGCCGAAAGAAACCACGUGCCUAAGCGGCACCGCCUGGUCUUCACCGACAUUCAACGACGCACUCUGCAUGCCAUUUUUCACGAGAACCAGCGGCCCUCCAAGGAGCUGCAGAUCACCAUUGCACAGCAGCUGGGCCUAGAACUCUCUACUGUGAGCAACUUCUUCAUGAACGCACGAAGGAGGAGCUUAGACAAGUGGAUGGAUGAAGGUCAUGGGCGCCCGCCUUCCUCCUCCAACUCCUUAACCUCCAAAGGUGGCUCAGCCAUUGCUUGCAGCAAAGCAUGAAAAGAUGCCUACCGCGCUAUCAACCAAAGAUAGUACCCGCUCAGCCUCCAUAGUCAUCCCUUCUCCAUUCUUCGGGACACCGUCUCCAAAAACAUUGACCUCGAGGUGUCCUAAGAGGACUUGUAAAGGUUUGCGACUGACUGUCCGUUCUGUACUCGAAAAGUCGUUCAUUUCAGUCUUUUCGGCUGAAACCUCCUUUUCCAUGGAGAGAUGUGGGUACAGAACGGUUUGUACACGUUAUUUAUUUAUGUAUUUAUUUUCUAUGGCACUGUCAGCACACAGCGCGCACUACAGAAAAUACAGGUAUCAUGUUUUAAAACGCUUUCAGCAACAACUUGGAAGACAUAAGACAAGGGGAUUGGUUGGCCACCAUCCAAGGAUUUUUGUAGUAGUUCCUUUGCUUGAGUCACUAGGCUAAGGAACGGUAUAUAGGUUGUUCUUUACGGCCAAUAAACAGGUUUUUUAGGACACAACAGCCUGACUCAUGACUUACCUAGACCUUUUCAGGCCGUGCAUCCUUGAUAGAUGUUGGGUGGGGCUGAAAGAAGACGUAAGGAUGCCUCCUGUCAGUCAUGCACACUGGCAAUUCUGAUUGACGGGAUGGCCUACAAUGGGCUUAGUUUCACACACUACGUCCAUUUCUGUUUGAUGUCACACUCCUAUCAUGCAUCUCGGCUAGCAAUUUCUCUAUGACACUUCAAAAAAUGAGAAGACAAGAAACACAAUAUAUCCUCUACCUCUCUUUUUUACUUGGUAAAGGUGGGCUGUUGAAGAGCUUCUCAUUACCUUGGCUAAGGCUUUAUAUUCUCCUUGAAGUCCAAAUGCUUACCAUUUUUUUUCCUGUUUAAAAAAAAAAGGGGGGGGGGCGUAA
Messenger RNA from Rana temporaria (common frog), 2569 nucleotides. Its product is annotated as hepatocyte nuclear factor 6-like. Gene Ontology annotation, cellular component: nucleus. Gene Ontology annotation, biological process: regulation of transcription by RNA polymerase II. The transcript is spliced from 3 exons. The record is from RefSeq and is a predicted model, not a curated record. Lineage: Eukaryota; Metazoa; Chordata; Amphibia; Anura; Ranidae. The coding region runs from base 448 to 1698 and encodes 416 amino acids. Gene Ontology annotation, molecular function: RNA polymerase II cis-regulatory region sequence-specific DNA binding; DNA-binding transcription factor activity, RNA polymerase II-specific.